UGAUGCACUGUGGGCGGAGCUCCCGCGCCUCACGGUGCAAAAAUGGCGGUUUGAUAUCGUAUAUCACUCCGCGCACUGUCUUUUCGUUCCCGAGCUACGACUACCGCGGCUCUCCAUCGUCGCCUCAUUUGUAGGUGCGCGAAAACCCGAUACAUCGAGAUGCUUUCAGUGGUUGCAGCCUUACUCCCGGUCGUCACUUAUGAAGCUGAGGCUUCGUCCUACACGAUGCAGACGACGGCGAUCUACACAGACGAAACAUGCAGCGGACCCGCGGUUAAUAUACUGGUUAUUGACAACGACAACUGUAGCGCCAUGGCCUGCUCGCCCCAGCCAUCGGGCAACUCGAAUUUUUACAAGGCUACCACGUGCUACUCGACGGAUAGCUUAUCGUACAAUCCGAUGGAAGAUCUCUUCCUCGGCCAAACGUUCAUUGAAAUUCAAGCGUACAGCAACAUUAACUGUACGGACGACGCGUAUCUGUACCGUCACGGGCUAAUUGUCGGAAGCUGUGAGCCAUUUUCGACGAGAAACAACCACAGCGUUAGUGUUACGCUCGAGAGUGAUGGAUCGGCGACCAUAUUGCUUUAUAACAACACGGAAUGUACCGAUCCGUUGGUAACAACCUAUGCGCUGAGUAACUAUACGUUGGUGAAUCAUCACUGCUACGAAGGUAUCAGCAGCACUGAGCUGGCUCAAUACACUGCUAGAUACUACGUUCAUCUGGACUACGACAGUGCGGGGGAAUCUGAGGCAGAUAGUAAUUUUGCAGCGAUCGUUGGAGGUAUCGUAGCUGUGUUUGUGGUGGUGCUGGCCGUCGCUGCAUUCAUCGUUCGUUGUAGAAACAGAAGAAGACAAUUCAACAGAGCGAGGCAUAGGCAGUGACGGAGGUAUAAUGCACAGGGCGAGAGAUGGUAUUCCACAGACUUGGCAACUCAACUACAAUACGCGCUAUGAUGCUGCUCGUCGAACUAGAGGGAGUAGUCCUCGUGUGAACACAUUCAGAGCUGAGGUGAAGGUGGCAGCGGUUAAGGAUCAUCCUCACAUUAUCAAGUUCAUUAGCGUAGCGGGUACUCAAGGAUCCUUGUUUCGUCAUGGAGAUCAUCGAAGGAGGAGACUUGACAACGAUACUGGCGAUAUACGACGGGCAGCAUCACCCCGUGGGUUUCUAUCAUGCUAAAGCAGGAUUGCAAUGCACGUAGCACACGCACUCACGCAUUUACAAUCACUUGUAAUUCAUCGAUACCUGAAGUCAAAGAACACUUUAAGCCAGUUGAGGAAUUUUGGAAUUUUUCGAGAACAUGACAAACUGGAUGGCUCCAGAAAUUAUUAUGCAAUUCGUACGACGAGAUGGGUGACGUUCUCGUUCGGCGUGGUAUUGUCCGAACUCUAUUGGCUAGUCUAGAUUCACAUAACGCCAUAUUCUCGCGAC
This is a messenger RNA of Phytophthora nicotianae INRA-310, 1429 nucleotides long. RefSeq lists its product as hypothetical. Lineage: Eukaryota; Oomycota; Peronosporomycetes; Peronosporales; Peronosporaceae. The coding region runs from base 160 to 882 and encodes 240 amino acids. The record is from RefSeq and is a predicted model, not a curated record. The transcript has a single exon.